GUAAACACGGUCAUUCAUUGUUUACAUCUAUUCAUUUACGCUUCUUCGGCUAACUACUGGCCGUUCGUGGAUGCUGACUAUCGUGGUUUUGUACUCAGUGAAAAAAGAUUAUUUUUAUCUUUGCAAAGGAGGAAAAGGCGAUGAUGUGCCUAAAUAAUGGGAAACGUAUUCGGGAGGAAGACUCAACCUUCUCGUGUAACGGAACAAGACAAAGCCAUUUUGCAACUAAAGCAGCAGAGAGAUAAACUGAAGCAGCACCAAAAGAAAAUCACCUCACAACUGGAGAAAGAAAGACUUUUGGCCAAGCAGUUGUUGAAAGAUGGCAAGAAAGAAAAAGCAUUGCUGCUACUCAAGAAGAAGCGAUACCAGGAUCAGCUACUAGAGAAGACUGAAAAUCAGAUUUCAAACCUGGAGCGAAUGGUUCAAGAGAUUGAAUUUGUGCAAAUUGAGAUAAAAGUCAUCGAAGGACUAAAGGUUGGAAAUGACUGUCUGAAGAGUAUGCACAAGCUGAUGUCAGUGGAGGACGUGGAAAGAAUCCUGGACGAGACACAGGAGGCCAUUGAAUAUCAAAGGCAAAUAGAUGAAAUGCUGGCUGGAGUCAUGACGCAGGAGGACGAGGACGCUGUGUUAGCAGAACUGGACGCCAUCACUCAGGGAGAAGAGAUCUCACUUCCAGAGGUUCCUGUGGAGCCAGUACCAGAAGUCCCAGAAGCAGCUGCAGCAGGUAAAUCUGAAAAGAAGCCAGGAAGAGAGUUGCUGGAAGCCUAACAUCAACAUGAAGAAUGCACACAAUUCUGAGUUUAAAUUGUGUGACCUAUGAAAAUCUUUGCGAUGCUAUUUAUUUAAAAUGAUCUUUUAUAUUUUUAUUUUAAUCCUGGCUUUAUUUAACUGUUUCUGACUCAGCUGAGCCAGACAAGUCAUUUUCUCACUGUUCUAGUUGAAUCACGCCUGUAUGAUGAGGUUACUUUCUAAAUCUGGUUUGUGUUAAAUUUAGCAUUUUGUCAUAUUAAAAAAAAACAUUGUUGUCAUUGUUUUUCUUCCCUGUUUUUAGUAUCAUUUGAGUCAGAAUAAGGAAACUCUCAACAUAAAGCAAUAAAAACAGGAAGUAGAACUUGACAUGUACAGUCUGGGACUUUUUCUAGAUACUUAUGGCGAAUCAUUAGUUAGAAGAUGUUAGAAGUUGAAUUUU
Molecule: messenger RNA, 1189 nt
Organism: Cynoglossus semilaevis (tongue sole)
Lineage: Eukaryota; Metazoa; Chordata; Actinopteri; Pleuronectiformes; Cynoglossidae
Product: charged multivesicular body protein 6-like
Exons: 7
Coding region: 157-768 (203 amino acids)
Biological process (GO): late endosome to vacuole transport via multivesicular body sorting pathway; vesicle budding from membrane
Cellular component (GO): ESCRT III complex; multivesicular body
Source: RefSeq, a predicted model, not a curated record